GCCUUAAAAAAAAAAAAAAAAACACGACAAUCAAACUCGACCCGACAGCAGUCACCGAAGAGGGCCGAUGAGAGGGAGACACCCAAAUCUCCCCCACGGUCCGCAGUCAGUCUCCUCUUAUGUUUGAAAGUGGGACUUACUGGAGGGUUUAGAUCCCCUCUGAGUUUGGACCGUGGUCUCCGGGCUGGAGUUUCUGUCAAGCCUGAACUGUGCCGAUCCUGCACCCAGACUGACUGACGGUGCUACGGCAGCACACGGGCGGCGAGGUGGUUCUCUCCGGGAUUCAUCGCCCCACGCGGGACGACAGCGCCACGUAGGACACAGCCCUGAAGUCAGACCAAUUUAAAACCCCUGCGGGGCUGCUUUUCCUCGGCCCUAACAGUGAAGUUAACGUCAGAUGCGAUGGGACGCCGGCGAUGAUCAACUCGGAGGAAAGUUGGGAGAGACGGCGCAUCAAAGGAAGUAUUCACAAAAAGGGACAUUUUUUGGAGCUCGUUUUAAGGUCGUUUCAAGCGCUUUGACAUGUUGGAAGUGACCACGGAGGAGGAGAGGGAGGAGAGCAUGGACGCGGAGCAGUGCCCCGAGGCGAACGGGGUCACGACGGUGGUGUCAGCCUGGCGGGUCCGGGGCCGCCCUCCGCUCAGCGUCCUGCUGACCACCUUCCUCUACUUGGCGGAGUUCAUCACCGCCGCCGUGCUCAGCAGCCGCUACCACAAGACGGAGGACGUCAUCUGGAUGAGCUUCACCAUCACCUUCAUGCUGGUGCCCGCCGUGCUCAUUCAGCUCACCCUGACCUUCAUCCACAGGGACCUGGGCAGGGACCGGCCCCUGGUCCUCUUCCUGCACCUGCUGCUGCUCGGCCCCGUCAUCAGGUGCGUUGAGGCCCUGGUGGUCUAUUUCAAGGCAGGUAAGCAGGAGGAGCCGUACGUCACCAUCUCCAGAAAGAUCAGCCUGAAGAAGGGGCGUGGGACACCCAUGGAGUGGGAGAUCGGACAGUCGGAGCGCAUUCUGGCCAUGCACAGGAACGCCUUCAAACGCACGGCCGUCAUCCAGGCUUUCCUGGGCUCCACGCCUCAGCUGACUCUGCAGCUGUACGCCACCAUUCAGGAGAAAUACGUCCUCCCUAUAAGAUUGACCCUGAUGGUCAUCACGCUGAUCUCCAUCACAUACGGGGCUCUCGUGUGCAGCGUCCUGGCGAUCCAGAUCAGAUUCGACGACUACAAGGUGCGGCUGCGUCCUGCCGCCUACCUGUGCAUGAUCGUGUGGAGAGGGCUGGAGAUCGCCACGCGUGUCACCGCUCUGGUCCUCUUCAGCACGGCGCUCACGCACUGGGUCAUCCUCGUCGGCAUGGUCAACCUGCUCUUCUUCUUCUUCCUCCCCUGGGCUGAGUUCUGGGUCAGGAAAGGCUCGCUGACUGAGGGCGUGGAGAAGGACUUCACCAAGCUGGACACCGUAGUGGUGCUGUGCAUGUUCACGCUGCUGUACGCCUGCAUCAACGUCUUCUGCUGGUCGGCCGUGCAGCUCGACCUCAACCACCGGGAGCUCAUCGAGAAAAAGCAGCACUGGGAUCGCCUGGCUUUGUACUACAGCAGCCGCUUCGUGGAGAACCUCCUCCUCAUCACGCUUUGGUACUUCUUCAAGUCGGACUUCUACGAGUACGUGUGCGCCCCGUUGCUGGUCGUCCAGCUGGUGAUCUGCUACAGCUUGGCCGUGCUCUUCAUGCUCCUCUUCUACCAGUUCUUCCACCCCUGCAGGCGCCUCUUCAAGCACAACGUCCACGACUGCCUGCGCUGCAUCUGCUGCCGUAAAGGGGGGCGCGGAGAGAGGGGGAAGCGGGGGAAGACACCCUCGUACUCCACGGCCGCCACCAUGGUGCUGGUGUCGGAGGAGCCCCUGGAGCUGCUGGACCCUCAAAACUCGCAACCUUUUGACCCCACCAACGAGCUGGGGGAGCGGGAGACGGCCAUCGUUGAAGACAUGAUGGAGGCGGCGUGAGAAUGGCCUCGACUCGGUAUUGACGCUGGGGGUGCGCUCAUGAUCAAGAGGUUAACACGAUGUGCUCGAGAACAAAUUUUCCCUCGUCUCUUAAGUGCACGAAACUUCACUAAUCCACGGUCCCGAUGGCGACUCCUCAUGUCGUUAUCGAGGACAAUUAUAUACACUAAGGGCACCACGAGGCCUCUGAAUACCAAAGAAUGUAGCAUGAGUUGUGCACAAAGGCCUCUGUUGAGGGAGCAGCACUGAGCCAGGUGUGAGGGAAACGUGCCAAGUGUGUCUGAAGUGCCUACAACACUGACCGCUACGUGCCCAGUUUACUUCCUUUCCGGGUUUUCACGUGUGAAAGCCCCUUUGCACAUGUUUGCAUCUGCACUUACGAAAAA
Messenger RNA from Mugil cephalus (flathead mullet), 2381 nucleotides. It is a transcript of the gene xkrx, whose product is annotated as XK related X-linked. Gene Ontology annotation, cellular component: membrane. The coding region runs from base 523 to 1995 and encodes 490 amino acids. The record is from RefSeq and is a predicted model, not a curated record. NCBI's taxonomy places the organism in Eukaryota, Metazoa, Chordata, Actinopteri, Mugiliformes, Mugilidae. The transcript has 3 exons.